CCGUUCGCGGGGGAAAAAGCGCUCUCGCUCUCUCUCUCUCUCUCUCCGAACCCUAAUCCCCGAAUCGAAAACCCUAGCUUCGAUCCCCACAUUCCCCCUCGAUCGCUCCUCCGAUCGGGGCCGAGAGCUCCAAUGGCGCUGCGGGGAUCGGCGCUGCUGCUCCUCGCCGUGCUCCUAUCGCACGCGUUUUUGGGCCUCGAAGGGAAGAGCUACUACGAGGUUCUCGGCGUGUCGAAGGGGGCGUCGGAGGAGCAGAUCAAGAGGGCUUAUAGGAAGCUCGCGUUGCAGUAUCACCCCGAUAAGAACCCUGGGAACGAGGAGGCGAACAAGAAAUUCGCCGAUAUCAACAAUGCAUACGAGGUGUUGGCGGAUCAGGAGAAGAGGAAGAUCUACGAUCGGUACGGCGAAGAGGGUCUGAAGCAGUUCGCCGCCGGCGGGGGAAGGGGUCCUGGGAUGAACAUCCAAGACAUCUUUUCCAGUUUCUUCGGAGGUGGUGGGGGAGAAGAGGAGGAAGAUGUCGUCGUUAAAGGUGAUGAUGUAAUAGUUGAAUUAGAUGCUACGCUAGAAGAUUUGUACAUGGGAGGAUCAUUGAAGGUUUGGAGGGAGAAAAAUGUUAUAAAGCCAGCUCCUGGCAAGAGGCGCUGUAACUGUAGGAAUGAAGUUUAUCAUAGACAAAUUGGCCCAGGAAUGUUCCAACAGAUGACAGAGCAGGUCUGUGAACAAUGUCCAAAUGUGAAAUACGAACGGGAAGGUUAUUUUAUAACUGUUGAUAUUGAGAAAGGGAUGCAAGAUGGACAAGAGGUGCUAUUUUAUGAGGAUGGCGAGCCUAAAAUUGAUGGAGAAGCUGGUGAUCUGAAGUUUAGAAUCAGAACUGCACCGCAUCAACGCUUCCGGAGAGAAGGCAAUGACCUGCAUACUACGGUGACAAUUUCACUGCUACAAGCUCUUGUAGGUUUCGAGAAAUCCAUUAAGCAUCUCGACGAACAUCCUGUGGAGAUUGGCACCAAGGGUAUCACGAAACCUAAAGAGGUGAGGAAGUUCAAAGGAGAAGGGAUGCCGCUCUACCAAAGCACAAAGAAAGGAGAUUUGUAUGUCGCCUUCGAGGUUCAGUUCCCGAAAUCACUAAGUGAAGAUCAAAAGGCCAAGAUUAAGGCAGUUCUUUCCUGAAAGAAAAAAAAGGCGGUCGCAAGUUCUCACCCUUUUUUGUAUCGUGACUGCCUCUUUUAGAAAGUGUACACCCCCUGGCGAUUUUUGGAGGAGCUCGUUUGGGAAUUAUGUCUUACGGUCUUAUCUUUUUCGUGUUCCCUGCUUCCAUGGGGUGUUUAGUCUGACAUAAUAUUUUUUUUUUUCCGUUCCCUUUCUCUUACAGCGAAAUGUAAUUUAGAAACCGAAACUGGUUAAUUGGAGACAUAGUUCUGAUUAUUUUCCUAUAAUUGAGGGAGAUAGGGAAAUGUAGUUUAUAGAAUGAUGCUCAGUUCUCCGUCUGUCUCUUGAGUUGGUAGAGCUUCUUUAAAAAGUGAAUUUUUGCUGUUUUGAGUG
This is a messenger RNA of Ananas comosus (pineapple), 1539 nucleotides long. Its product is annotated as dnaJ protein ERDJ3B. Lineage: Eukaryota; Viridiplantae; Streptophyta; Magnoliopsida; Poales; Bromeliaceae. Gene Ontology annotation, biological process: protein folding. The transcript is spliced from 10 exons. The coding region runs from base 133 to 1167 and encodes 344 amino acids. The record is from RefSeq and is a predicted model, not a curated record.